AGAUGUCCGCGGCGCGCCACGGCGCACGCUCGGGGGCGGAGCAGGCGCGUCAGGCUCGGCGGCAGCGGCGCGGGCGGCGGCGGGGACUCGCGGGACGCAGCUGCCUCUGCGCCCGCGACCAGCGCCGCCGUCACUUCGGCGGAGGGCUGCGGGGCGCCUACGACCAAGCUGCUGGAACUCCAUUUUCAAGAUGAAGUUUUCAUUGGCAAUCUCCUUUUUUAUUUUCAUGUCCUUGUGGGUUGAAGAGGCUUGUUCUAAAGAAAAAUCUUCCAAGAAAGGGAAGGGAAAAAAGAAGCAGUAUCUGUGCCCAUCUCAGCAGUCACCAGAGGACCUUGCACGUGUGCCCCCCAACUCCACCAGCAACAUCUUGAACAGGCUGCUGGUCAGCUAUGAUCCCAGGAUAAGACCAAACUUCAAAGGCAUUCCUGUUGAUGUAGUAGUCAACAUUUUUAUUAAUAGUUUUGGAUCCAUUCAAGAAACAACCAUGGACUAUAGAGUUAACAUUUUCUUGAGACAGAAAUGGAACGACCCCAGGCUCAAGCUCCCUAGUGACUUCAGAGGUUCAGAUGCACUGACAGUAGAUCCCACAAUGUACAAGUGCUUGUGGAAGCCUGACUUAUUCUUUGCAAAUGAAAAAAGUGCCAAUUUUCAUGAUGUAACCCAAGAAAACAUCUUAUUAUUUAUUUUUCGUGAUGGAGACGUCCUUGUGAGCAUGAGGUUGUCUAUUACUCUUUCAUGCCCUUUGGACUUAACUCUGUUUCCCAUGGAUACACAACGCUGCAAGAUGCAACUUGAGAGCUUUGGUUAUACAACCGAUGAUUUGAGAUUCAUCUGGCAGUCAGGAGAUCCUGUUCAGUUGGAAAAAAUUGCUUUACCUCAAUUUGAUAUUAAAAAGGAAGAUAUCGAAUAUGGCAACUGUACAAAAUACUAUAAAGGCACUGGCUACUACACUUGUGUGGAGGUCAUCUUCACCCUGAGAAGACAGGUUGGGUUCUACAUGAUGGGUGUUUAUGCACCAACCCUGCUGAUUGUGGUCCUCUCCUGGCUCUCCUUCUGGAUCAACCCUGAUGCUAGUGCUGCCAGGGUGCCCCUGGGCAUCUUCUCGGUGCUCAGUUUGGCCUCAGAGUGUACCACCCUUGCUGCAGAGCUUCCCAAAGUGUCUUAUGUAAAGGCACUGGAUGUGUGGCUCAUUGCCUGUCUGCUCUUUGGGUUUGCUUCUCUGGUGGAGUAUGCUGUUGUUCAGGUGAUGUUGAACAAUCCCAAAAGGGUUGAAGCUGAAAAAGCCAGAAUUGCCAAGGCUGAACAAGCAGAUGGGAAAGGUGGAAAUGCAGUAAAGAAGAAUACUGUGAAUGGCACGGGAACUCCUGUCCAUAUCAGCACUCUGCAGGUUGGUGAGACCAGAUGCAAAAAAGUUUGUACUUCCAAGUCUGAUCUGAGAUCCAAUGACUUCAGCAUUGUUGGAAGCUUACCAAGAGAUUUUGAAUUAUCCAAUUAUGACUGUUAUGGAAAACCUAUUGAAGUCAACAAUGGACUUGGGAAAUCACAGGCUAAGAACAACAAGAAGCCUCCGCCUGCCAAGCCUGUCAUUCCAACAGCAGCCAAGCGCAUUGACCUCUAUGCAAGAGCACUAUUUCCUUUCUGUUUCUUGUUCUUCAAUGUCAUAUAUUGGUCUAUAUAUUUAUGAUAAACCAUUUCCAUUUGUAUGAAAUAGAAUACCAUUUCAUUGUGACCAAUGCAAUUCAUAAUUGCUGAUCUGUGAAAAAUUUGCAUUUUCAUAGCAAUAUAUUGCAUUCUGGAUGCCACUUAAUUAUAAUAAAAUACAGCACCUUACUUUUGAAUGGCAGCAUGAUCCUGUAAUGUCUCUGCUCCAAUAUGAGAUAGAUAAAUAGAUAG
Messenger RNA from Phodopus roborovskii (desert hamster), 1893 nucleotides. It is a transcript of the gene Glrb, whose product is annotated as glycine receptor beta. Gene Ontology annotation, molecular function: neurotransmitter receptor activity; transmembrane signaling receptor activity; extracellularly glycine-gated chloride channel activity. The record is from RefSeq and is a predicted model, not a curated record. Gene Ontology annotation, cellular component: postsynaptic membrane; synapse; neuron projection. The transcript is spliced from 10 exons. Lineage: Eukaryota; Metazoa; Chordata; Mammalia; Rodentia; Cricetidae. Gene Ontology annotation, biological process: signal transduction; regulation of membrane potential; chemical synaptic transmission. Bases 191 to 1684 code for a protein of 497 amino acids.